AAUGUACGCUACUUUGUGAGAUUGACCAUACCGCUAUUAGAAUACCUAAAUACACCUGUUAUUAAAUAAAUAAAAUGUGUUAUUCUUCUCACGUUGUGCGUCUUCUCUUAUUCAUGGUGAUGGCUUGUGGGGAUGUCGAAUGAGCGUGCGUGAAACGCUGACUGGGGGCAUUCUGUUUCCUGAUAGCAGACUUGACGCGAUUGCAGCGCACAGUAUGAAGGCAGCUUGAUGUGUAGUGCUGGGGAAAUCAGUGAUGGUGAUGGUGUCUCGCGUGAUGGUAACCUCACACUGAUCACUGUUUGGUUUACCAGCAGGUAGCGCUGCCUCGCGCACACUGACCCGAAGAGGGGAGAAAAAAAAGUUUUGAGUGUUGCUCUGAGAUUUAACGCUUGCGCAGAACAGGUUGCCUGGCCAGUUCCUCUGGUUGACUUACCUGAGAGGUACAUACAUCAGUUUCGGUCAGUAACAGAAAGGAACUAACGCGCCGAGCCUGGACUCCGGCGAGCGCGAGGAGAAGUUCGAUUAAAGCGCAGAUACUUUUUUCAAACGAAGAAAUCGAAAGCACCGGAGUAUAUUCUCGUGGCUUCUGGCAGGUGCGCUCGUGUUUUCUUGCCCGUACGCAACGAGGAAACGAAGCUCGUGACAGGUCUCCGUUUCCCGACUUGUUCCCGCUGCAUUGAACGGCUCAGCCCGGUAGACGCCGUCUUUCUUCGUCGCGGAAAGCCUGAAAAAACAGCUGGAUGCCUUCCUCUUGAGCAGUCCGGUAUCAGUGCCGUUUUCACUGGUUGAUUAAAGCGCUGUCUCGCGGGGAAAAUAUGAUGGGCUUUCUGCGCAGGACGUUUAGCCGACGGUCAAAACGACGCUUUCGGACUUCAGAGGAGCUGGAGGGGGCCGGCAGAGGCGGAAACACAGUGCUUCAGGCGCACCAGCAGCAGGUGAUCCACGCGCCGAUCGUAGUGACCGGGGGAGCCGUGGUCCACAUCCCCGCCGCGGGCAACAGCAAAGACGCCAUCACAUGCAGAGUCCUGCUGCUGGACGGAUCGGAUGUCAGUGUGGAGUUACCGAAACACGCCAAGGGACAGGAUCUGUUUGAUCAGAUUAUGUAUCAUUUGGAUCUGGUGGAGGCUGAUUACUUCGGUCUGCAGUUCAUGGACCCAGAGCAGGUUGCGCAAUGGUUGGAUGCAGCCAAGCCCAUAAAAAAGCAGAUUAGAUUUGGACCUCCAUACAGAUUGUUUUUCAGGGUUAAAUUCUAUUCUUCAGAGCCCAAUAACCUUCACGAAGAGUUCACCAGAUAUCUCUUCGUACUGCAGCUUAGACAAGACAUACUGUCCGGCAAGUUAAAGUGUCCAUAUGAUGUGACUGUGGAACUCGGGGCUUAUUGCUUACAAAGUGAACUUGGGGAUUGUGAUCCACUAGAACACUCUGUUGUGUUGGUAUCAGAGUUUCGCUUUUCACCCAGACAGACAGAGCUGAUGGAGGCGGACAUCUACCACAAAUGGGCCGAGUGCAGGGGAAUGAGUCCUUCUCAAGCUGAGCUGAAUUUCCUGAAUAAAUGCAAGUGGCUGGAGAUGUAUGGAGUGGACAUGCACUUUGUGAAGGGACGGGAUGGAGGAGAAUAUGCUCUGGGACUCACACCAACUGGCAUUCUUGUUUUCGAGGGAUCCAGCAAAAUUGGUCUCUUCUUUUGGUGAGGUUCACGGAU
Molecule: messenger RNA, 1702 nt
Organism: Carassius auratus (goldfish)
Lineage: Eukaryota; Metazoa; Chordata; Actinopteri; Cypriniformes; Cyprinidae
Product: band 4.1-like protein 4B
Exons: 9
Coding region: 816-1691 (291 amino acids)
Biological process (GO): actomyosin structure organization
Cellular component (GO): cytoskeleton
Molecular function (GO): cytoskeletal protein binding
Source: RefSeq, a predicted model, not a curated record